Messenger RNA from Pelagomonas calceolata, 2592 nucleotides. The record is from the annotation of a GenBank genome assembly. Lineage: Eukaryota; Pelagophyceae; Pelagomonadales; Pelagomonadaceae.
GCCGAGCGUGAGCUGCUCCAUUGAUGACUUUUUGGACAGAUGCAAGACGCAUUGCAAGCGUUCGAACUACGCACGCAUGCUGACAACCAAUGGCACGCCACAGCACACACCAAGGUAGCACAGCAAGCCGCAGCCUUGGCCAGCCGCCUCGCCCAGCUGGGCUGCACCAAGCGCUUCGUCGUCUCGAGUAUCUCCGAGGGCUAUAGCUUGCCACUCGUCUACCUCGCGGCCUGGCGCAUCGACGCCGCCGUCGCGCCGAUCGACUGCGAGGACCGCGACGACGAGCUGGCCGACGUCGUCAAACGCCUCGACGCCGCGGUUGUGGUCUGCGAAGAAAAGGACGCGGAACGUUUCAGAAGGCUCGCGACGGUGCCGGUGCUCGCGUCACUUGUGGUAAACGAGGCCUGCGCCGCGCCGCCGGUCCCCUUCGCGAGCGACGCCUACGCCCACUGCUUCUUCACGAGCGGCAGCACCGGGCGACCCAAGGGCUGCCUGGUGUCGCGGAACGCGCUCGCGACCUACGCGCGGGCGCGCAACCGCGUCGACGGCGUCGACGCGACGUCCGUGCUGCUCUUGGCCUCGCACCACGCGUUCGACCCGACGGUCGGCGACGUCGCGCAGUGUGCCCUCUCCCAAGCGUCCCUCUGCUGCGCGCCGCGGCGCGAGGUCGUCUUCGCGCUCGCCGAGCUCCUGCGGUCGUCGCGGUGCACGCACAUCACGACGACGCCGCCGCUCUUCGCCACGUGCGUCGGCGGCGCGUUCCCGUGCUUGCGCGUCGUGGCGCUCGGCGGCGAGGCCCUGCCUCCGAAGCUCGUCGAAGCCUGCGGCGGCGCCUUCUCGCUCGUGAGCGUCUACGGCGUCACGGAGUGCUGCGUCUACCAAGCGCAUCGUGUCGUAAAAGCCGUCGGAGACUGCGGCUUGCUGGGGUCGGCGCUGGUCGGCACGAUAAGCCUGGAGGACUGCGAAGUUGUUUUGCGAGGACCCCUCGUCGACGGCGCGUCGUACCUGGGCGGGGAGAGCGGCGGCCACGGGUCCGACGGACAAGGGAGAUACUAUCGGACGGGCGACGGCGGCGCCGUGGAGGACGGCGCGAUCCGGCUCCAGGGCCGCCUCGACGACCAGAUCAAGCGCAGCGGCCGGCGCACGGAGCUCGGCGCCCUCGACGCGGCGCUCGAGGCCACGGCGCUCGUCGCCGCGUGCCGCUUCGUGCUCGUGGACGACGCGUUGGUGGCGUGCUGCGCGUCGCCCGCGGCCCGCUCUGCGAAUUUAGACGCGGAUCCGGUGCUCGGGCCCGUGCUCCAGGCCGCCGCGGGCGCGUGCCUGAAGCGCUUCGUCCAGCCCGCCGCCGUGCUCUUCGCGACGGAAUUGCCGCGGACGCGCACGGACAAGGUCGACCGACGCGCGUGCCAGGCCGCGGCGGCGCGCGCGCUCCGCGACGCCAGCCCGCAGGGGCGCCGCCCGCCCAACACGCGCGUCGAGAAGGCCGUGGCCUUUGCGUGGCGCGAGAUCGGCGUCGCGCCGCCCGGCCGCGACGCGGCCCGCGACGACACCUUCGAGGUCCUGGGCGGCGACAGCCUGCUGGCGCUGCGCGCGUGCCGGCGGCUCGAGGCGCGCCUCUGCGAGGGCCGGCCCUUCGCCGGCGACGGCGACGACUACUACGGCGAGUCGUUUUCGCGCGACGCCUUCCACCCGCGGCACUGCUUCGGCAAGACGCUGGCCGAGUACGCGGCGUUCCUCGAGCGGGGGAUCGACGCCCGGGCCCCGCCGCCGGACGCGCCGGACCCCGCGUUCGUCCGGGGCGACGCGUCGCCCUGGUCCAAGCUCCCGCCGAAGCCGCCGCCGGACCCGUUCAAGGGAGACGCCGUGUUGGCGGCGUUGGAUGAAGCCCUGGGCGCCGCCGCCGAGGCGCGGCGCGGCGACGCGCUGGCCGCGCUCCUCGGCGCGGCGCGCGACCGCGGCCUCGACCUGAGCCGGACGCGGGACAAGCGCUCGACGCCGCUCGCGCGCGCGGCCGCGGCCGCGAACGCGGACGCCAUCGCGGCUUUACUCGCGGCGGGCGCCGCACCGACCGCGGUCGACUCGAACGCGCGGGCGCCGCUGCACCGGUGCGCCGCGGCGCCCGGCGGCGCGCAGUGCGCCCGGCUCCUGCUCGAGGCGGGCGCGCCCAUCGCGAUGCGGGACCGCGCCGAGCAGUCGGCCGUGCACUUCUGCGCGCGGAGUGGCGACGCGGAGACGAUGAAGGUCAUCGCCAGUGCAUGAAUCAAAUUUCACCCGACUCACUGUUUGAUUUGUGCGCAGGUGCUCGCGGCCGCGGGCGCGCGCCGGGGGUGCCUCGACUGGCUCGACCGCUGGGGCCGGACGCCGCUGACGUGGACGGUGCUCCGCGCCGACGCGCCGGGGGCGGCCGCGCGCGACGUCGCCGCUGCGCUCCUUGCACAAGGCGCGUCGCCGACGCCGGUCGUGCUCAAGGUAUCCGUCCAGAACCGGCGCACGACGCUUCCGCCCGAGGGCCCCCUGGCGCUCGCGACCCGUCGCUUCCCGCCCGACGGCGGGUUGCUCGGGGGGCUGUUGCGGGAUGCUGCUAGUGUGUGA